AUGGCUCCCAAGACUGAAGGACCACCAACCUUGGUCAUAGCGAUCGACUUUGGCACCACAUAUUCGGGCAUCGCUUGGAAAUUUGGUGACAGAGAGCUGGACUCGAUCCAGACCGUCACAGACUGGACGACCUUUAGAAACUACCGUGUCGAUUCCCCAAAGGCCCCAUCGGCCAUAUUCUACGGCGACAACAUCAACAAAGAUCCCGCAUGGGGAUACAUGACACGCUUCGGAGAUGGCAUCCUGCGUUGGUUCAAACUCUUGCUUGUCAACGAAAGAGACCUCCCCACAAAUGUGCGAGAUUGCGAACACCUAAAAACUGCACGAGAACUGAUGCAGAAGCUCAACAAGACGCCCGUGCAAGUCUUUAGUGACUAUCUUCGAUAUCUCUGGGAGUACAGUCGCGAGAGAAUCGAGGCCUCUGAGGAGAAGGGAUGGGCGAGUAUCUACCGUAUCCAUUUCGUUGUCACUCUGCCUGCGAUUUGGCCCCAUUAUGUUCGGUCGCGUAUGCUCGAGGCCAUGAAGAUCGCUGGCCUUUUUGAAGUGGCAAAGGAGGGAAACACGACGUAUGGCUUCAUCUCUGAGCCCGAGGCAGCUGCCUUGACGUGCCUCAGGCAAAAUGCAGGCCGAUGCACUCUUAAAGUCGGUGAUCAGUUCAUUGUCUGUGAUGCAGGCGGCGGCACUGUUGACAUCAUCACCUACAAAAUCGAGAAGCUUACCCCUUUUGUAGUCAGCGAAAGCGUCAAAGGAGAUGGUGGCUUGUGCGGUGGCAUCUUUCUCGACCAAAAGUUUCUCCAGCUGCUCAGACGAACGAUCCCCAAAGACACCACAAGAAGGCUUGCAAGUGAGGCUGGCCACAGAAUCAUAAAGGAUGAUUGGGAGUCCGGUAUCAAGACUGCAAUUUGCAAGUCAAGUAGCCAAUACGACAUAAAUCUUGUCUACAAUGGACCAGUCGAUCCCCAGUUCUUCCCCCCUUCAUUUUCAAUUCAGGCAGACGUUAUCCGCGAACAGGUGUACAAGCCCGUGAUUGAAGAAAUCAAAGAAUUGAUCACGACCCAGAUCAGACAGGUCGAGGAGGGAUAUCAGAAGACUCCCAAGUUGGUGUUCCUAGUUGGAGGCUUUGGGAGGUCCAAGUACUUAUACGAAUGCCUCGAUGAGACAUUUGGAAAAAAAUCACAAAUUAUCCAGAAGAGAGGGACUGAUCCCUGGUCUGCUGUCCUUCACGGUGCCGUUCUUCAUGGGCUAUCGCGCACCGGGUUCGCUGAUUCAAUCACUGCUGUCGUCGACUCUCGGAUCUCGAGACACAACUAUGGCACCGUAUUCAACGACUCCCCAUUUGACAAACAAAAGCAUGACGUUCGGGACCGUGAAUAUUGUCCUUAUGACAAGAGCUGGAUUGCGGUUGAUCAAACGGAGUGGUACAUCGGAAUUGGCGAUGCAGUAUCUACCUAUAAGCCAGCGUCUUUCUCUUGCUACCAGGCCCUCGUAAGCCCUGAACAGGGCCUUCAGAUAGAGAUUGUCAUCUCCGAUUCUGCCGAGCCUCCUGCCAGAAAAGACGAAUCGGUCAAGACGCUAUGCGUCAUCAAAGUGGCCUUAGAUCCCCAGAUAUAUGACAAACUACGAAAAGAAAUCAGCGCAGAUGGAAAUACCUUUCGCCGCAUCGGCUACGACCUUCGCAUGAUCAGUGACGGGUCCUCCCUGGAAUUCGCCGUCUGGCAUAAGGAUCAAUGUCUUGCAUCGAAAUACGUCGACUUUCAAUCUACACAGAUGAAAAAGGAAGAAGUGAAUAAUGGCGGCGAUGCCGAUAGCGAUACUGAGAUGAGGGAGCCACAUGGAACGGCCAGCAGACCACCUUCCGUCAUCGAAAUAGAAGAGGAUACAGAUGAUGAAUACGUGGAUUGUCCAGACCCUGAAGAUGAAAGCAGCAUAGGCGACCGUUCCUCGAUCGUUCGGGGAAGAUAUAACAGCCCGGAUGAUGGUUUUAGCGAAUGA
Messenger RNA from Fusarium poae, 1992 nucleotides. RefSeq lists its product as uncharacterized. Lineage: Eukaryota; Fungi; Ascomycota; Sordariomycetes; Hypocreales; Nectriaceae. The record is from RefSeq and is a predicted model, not a curated record. Gene Ontology annotation, molecular function: ATP-dependent protein folding chaperone; ATP binding. Bases 1 to 1992 code for a protein of 663 amino acids. The transcript has 9 exons.